AUCACUCUCACUUCCCUUUUUCUCUUUCUCAGGCCGACAGCCGCCACCUCUAGCUCAUGCGCCAGCUCUGCAGGUCUGGCCGCCGUGGCCUCAUGGCCGUGACGUGCUGUCGCCGGGGCAGCGCCGCCGCUUGCACCGGCCCGCCUGCACAGCUUGGUGCGGCGGGUCACCGGGCGCUGGCCGGAGCCUCUGCGCCAUGCCGCGAGCGCUGCGUGCUCCGCGCGGGCCGCAAAGCCCUUCCGCGGCCGCCUCACGCGCGCGGGGCUGUGCACCGCCUAGGCCUGCAGCAUGUGCGGGCCCGGCUGCCGCCUGGCUUGCCUGCCUGCCGCCGCUUAUGCGCCUCCGUGGGCAUGCGUGAUGGCCGAGCUCCGAGUCUCCGUGGCUGAGUGUGAUGGCCGCUUGUGUCGAGAGGUCCAUGCGCCAAAGCACUGUGCGCCAGCCGCCGCCGUCGAGCACCACAGCGGGCCCUCUCGCCGACGUCACAUGCGACCAGGUCGCGCGCGGCUCUGUCGAGGGGCUCCGCUGGGGCGCAAAUCAUGGCCUGGAUGGUUCGCUGUACAUCGGUGCUGGCGCGCCGGCAUCUAAUGGCGGCCAUGCAACAGGUCUCUCCGGCAGCCAGUCACGAAGACAACUCAUGCCGCUACAGCCAUCGGAGAUUGAAGAUCACUUUCCAAAACUCCAACAGCAGGAAGCCUGCUCGAUGCUGUGACAGCAGGAAGACUGCGGUCAUAGUUUCGCCGGAGGCCACCACCGCCGGUGGAGUAUUGGAGUACAUCUGCGAUUGGACUCGGGACAACUCGCCGAGAAGUGGCGCCGUCGUCGCGCGCCUAUCUUCCGGAGACUCGCUGCCGAGACGACCUCCCCAGCACUGUCAGGUGGCCGUGGCCUGGAGGAUGAACUGGUAACGGCGCAUCCGUGUGCUCCAGGACCCACAUGGCGUGCGCUAUGGACGGCCGCUCGCUCCGCGCCGGCUGCGUGCACCAGAGACCGACGACGAGCACGCGCUCCAUCUGCUGGUCGCUGUUGGACUCUACAGCGGCGGACCUCAGCGCUGGGCUCGCAGCCUCAAGAACUCUUGUGUUCUGGCCUGCGUACAGCUCCCACACCCAGGAUGGCAGCGGCUUCGAAUUCCUCCAUGGUCCAAGGCCAGUGACCAUCUCCAGCAGGACAAUGCUAAAGCUGUAGACAUCGGACUCCACGCACCUCUUGCCGGUCUCCACAAACUCCGGCUCGAUGUAUCCUUUCGUUCCCAUGACAGUUUCUGUUGUUUGCGCCUCGGCCCUGUGGUCGAGGAGGCGGGCGAGCCCGAAGUCUCCAAGCUUGGCGUUGAGCUCCUCGUCGACCAUUAUGUUGCUUGGCUUGAUGUCCCCGUGCACCACAUAUUUGGUGCCACUGUUCUCCGUGUAGGUAGACUAAUGCCUUCCCAAGACCGAUGA
Panicum virgatum (switchgrass) is the source of this 1436-nucleotide messenger RNA. RefSeq lists its product as uncharacterized. Lineage: Eukaryota; Viridiplantae; Streptophyta; Magnoliopsida; Poales; Poaceae. The transcript is spliced from 2 exons. Bases 392 to 709 code for a protein of 105 amino acids. The record is from RefSeq and is a predicted model, not a curated record.